This is a messenger RNA of Dreissena polymorpha, 2401 nucleotides long. RefSeq names its product solute carrier organic anion transporter family member 4A1-like. Gene Ontology annotation, cellular component: membrane. The coding region runs from base 128 to 2221 and encodes 697 amino acids. The transcript is spliced from 13 exons. Lineage: Eukaryota; Metazoa; Mollusca; Bivalvia; Myida; Dreissenidae. Gene Ontology annotation, biological process: transmembrane transport; sodium-independent organic anion transport. The record is from RefSeq and is a predicted model, not a curated record.
CGAAGAUCAAUAUGUACGUAGUUAUUCAAUAUAAAAGACAUAGAAAUCAAUACCAAUUUAGAUUGUACGACAGGAAACUAAAAACGAACAGUUCUGUGACUGUGCGUAAAAAGGACAGUUUAUCAAGAUGAAUUUACAAGAUUUUCAGGCUAACGAGUCAUUCCUGCCACAGAUGAGCCAACAGCAGUAUGCGGAAAAGCCUGGUGCGGAGCAAGAUGAACCGAGUGAAAAAUAUGGCUGCCUGAGAUUCAAACCAGCAUGUUUGCAGCGCAUGAAUACUAUUAAGGUGCACGUAUUCUGGCAGUGCGUGUUCUGCUUCUUUGAGGGCUUUAUCGUGAAUGGCGUCAUCAACGUUGUCCUUGUCGCCUUGGAGAAGCGCUACUCCCUCCCCAGCUCUCGUUCCGGCCUUAUCGCCAGUGCCAAUGACUUCGGUUCCAUCAUUUGCUCAGUUCUCUUCGGAUAUUUCGGCGAGAAGCGCCACAAGCCCCGACUGAUGGGAACCGGGAUACUUCUGAUGGCCACCGGCUCAUUGGUGUUCUCGCUUCCGCAUUUCAUCGGCGAGGCUUAUAAGUACAAAGUUUCUGCCGACGUGAACGCUAGCACCAACAUCUGCCUUCUGGAUGACAACGUCACAGAUACGUGCUCCACGCGCGCUGCAGCUGACGACACCAUCGCGAACUCGGUGGUGAUGUACUACGGCCUGCUCAUGGUGGGCAACAUACUGCUGGGGAUCGGGGCGGCGCCGAUGUUCACCAUAGGGCUCUCCUACAUCGACGAGAACUGCAAGGCAAAGUUAACAGCCCUAUACAUCGGCUGGACGUUCAGUUCCGCCGCGGUGGGUGUGGCAGCCGGCUACGUGGUGGGUGGCCAGACGCUCAGCCUCUUUGUGGACAUCGACAAGGUGGAUCCCGCCAGCGUUCCACUAACUCCGGCUGACCCCCAGUGGGUGGGCGCAUGGUGGAUAGCGCCUCUCAUAGCCACGCUGGGCUUCCUUGCCGUCGCAUUUCCUAUAUACGGUUACCCGAAACGCCUGCCAAGUUACAAAGAAGUCCAGAAGGCUCGUGCAUCAGAGGCUCAUGGGGGAAACGACGAACUAACUGCCAAGGUCAAUUUCGGAAAGAGUUGGAAGGAUUUUCCAAAAUCAAUUUGGUUCUUGGUGACAAAUCCUACGUACGUGUUCAUCUGCUUCGGCGCUGCAGUCGAAGCUCUGAUCAUCGGAGGCAUGGCGACGUUUGGGGCCAAACUGAUUCAAGAGAAAUUUAACGUGGACAUCACAUAUGCCGGCACUGUUAUGGGCAUUAUCACCAUACCUGGUUCCGGUGGAGGCAUGCUGCUGGGUGGAUACCUGGUGAAGCGUUUCAACCUAAAGUGCCGGGGCAUCAUCCGGAUGUGUGCCGCCUUCAUGGUCGCCGCCUGCCUAUGCGGCCCCUUCAUGCUCGCCCAGUGCCCCAAUGACCCUGUGUACGGCAUGGAUAGCCCCUACAUGCAAGGCUCCCCAGCAUCUGGACUAGUUUCCGGCUGCAACGAACUCUGCGGCUGCACUACCGAAGGCUUCGAGCCAUUGUGUGCUCAGGGAACCAUCUUCUUUUCGCCAUGCCAUGCCGGAUGUACGGACUCCAUUACCAUCGACGGAAAAAAGACCUAUGCAAACUGCAGCUGUUUGGCCAACGCGACCACUGCCCUGUCGACCAACACGUCGCCAAGUGACGUCACUUCCUUCCAGCCGGGCAAGUGUUCCGGAAGUUGUCCGUGGCUGUACGUGUUCUGUGCAAUGUUCUUGGUUACCAUGGUGCUGACCUUUGCUACUAUGUCACCCGGGGUCGCAGCAUUGUUCAGAUGUGUACCUGAUAAUCAGAGGUCGAUAGGCAUAGGUGUCAACCUGUUGUUUGUACGUUUAGUGGGUACGACCACGGGCCCGGUCAUUCUGGGCGCAAUUAUCGACAGCACGUGCACCAUUUGGCAGGACACGUGCGGCACGCGUGGCUCGUGCUGGAUGUACGACAAGAGCGCAAUGGGAACGCGUAUCGUGUUGUGGUUUAUGGGUCUCAAGGUGGCCGGCUGCCUACUGUUCCUCAUAGCGUCCAUCGUGUACAAGCCGCCGCCAACGGAGGAAAAAGUCGUUACCAUCGAAACCGUAGCUACUGUAGAACAUUUCAAUGGUGUGGCCAAUUCAGACAAUGGGAAUAUAUUUAUACGGUCUAGAGACUCUACAAGAUUAUAGUGUUGCCGGGGUUAAGUUUGUGUUGAUACUUGCGUGAGUCACUGGUUACCGUUUUGGGAAUUACAACAAUAUAUUAAUUAAGUCGGAAAUAUAUUAAUAUAUUAACUGUAAAUAAAUUAUUGUUUCUCAUUCUGUGAUAAAAUAUGAAACUCAUCAAAUAUAAACAAAUGCAAACAACAA